UAUACAUAAUUUGCAUAAAACCGCUGAAAUAUCACACUCGCAUUUAUUCGCACCAAUAAUGCAUUUUAUUGGUUUUCCCUUCAAAAUUUGUCCCAAUCCCUUUUACCGCCAUGACUCCUCUAUCGCAGCAUUGUAGGAAGUUGAAAGAAUUGAAGUUUGCGGGGACAAAUACUGGCGUGACAAUCAGUGACAUGCUUACGGUGGCACAAUUCUCACAACUGGAGGUUCUAGUUGUGAAUGAGCAGCCAAUGUUUGGAGAUGUGACUCUGAGACUAGUUGGAAGAGAGUGCCCUAGCCUCAGGACUCUGAGCUGUGUUGCGUGUCACAUGGUGACUGAUGCAGGGCUCUCCUGUCUCUCCACCUGCCAGAGACUCUCCGACAUCAACUUCAGCUACUGCCCUGUGACUGACCAGGGCCUUGCUGCUGUGCUGAAUUCUGAGACAAGGAGAGUGUGCAUUAGAGCCUGCCAUGGUGUUACAGAUGACUGUAUUGCCCUGAUGGGCAGGGUCUGCCCCAGACUGGAGACACUAGAUGUGUGUGGCUGUCAGCUCUCCCUCUCUGACCAGUGCCUGCUGCCUCUGCAGGACUCUCUGCAAUCCGUCUCUUCACGACACCACAACUUCACUCUUAUGGCUGGAGGUUCAUCCAUUGGGGAAGAGGCCUUGGAGGAGUUUGCAAGAGUCACUGGUGCCAGUGUUAGUCUGACUGACCUCUCAGUUCCCUCUCUCUCUGCCGACUAUGUCCCUGACGAACUCGACUACUUCCAAUUUUUGUCAGAAGAUGAGGAAGACUGGGACCACGAGGCCACACCCCCUCCUGCUCCAGAGAGAGUCAGUCCCCUCCCUCGACUGGAGGCUCCAUCCGUACCAGUUCUCUAUCCUCACCGAGCACAGGAUGACUAUGGAGAGAAUGACCAUGGUGAUUUGGAUGACUUCCUGAUAGCUGACGAUCCUGCCAUGUUCAGUGAUGAGUUCUCUGGUCCUGAGGAUUGGGGAUUUGGAUAGCUAGAUCCCAGACUUUGUAUGGAUGACAAGACUCCUCUCAUGCAUGAAAAAAGUCAUUUAUCACUAAAGCAUAGUUGUCACCCGCCAGUCAUCAGAUAAAUGUGUGCCCACACUACAUGUAUGUAGUUUCAAAUACCUCACUCUGCAUAUAAAUACCACAAUAGUAUAUAUUAUAUGAACCCACGUAACCUAGUGUGAGAAAGCUGUGCUUGUGACCUAUACCUAACUGCAGCAAGGAAAGUUCACUACAAGCUACUUCAUCAUUAAUAGUAAUCUUGUGGCUGGUAGCUGAGUUGCAUAAUUAAUUGUCAUAAUUCGUUGGUGCACACAAGCAAUAAGCGAGUAAUCUCACACAGGUAAUUGAAGGGUUUCACACACCUAAGAUUAAGAUUUUGAAAUAGUUUCUGUUCAA
This is a messenger RNA of Geodia barretti, 1416 nucleotides long. The record is from the annotation of a GenBank genome assembly. NCBI's taxonomy places the organism in Eukaryota, Metazoa, Porifera, Demospongiae, Tetractinellida, Geodiidae.